Selaginella moellendorffii is the source of this 1242-nucleotide messenger RNA. Its product is annotated as pentatricopeptide repeat-containing protein At4g02750-like. The transcript has 2 exons. Gene Ontology annotation, molecular function: RNA binding; protein binding. Lineage: Eukaryota; Viridiplantae; Streptophyta; Lycopodiopsida; Selaginellales; Selaginellaceae. The record is from RefSeq and is a predicted model, not a curated record. The coding region runs from base 1 to 1242 and encodes 413 amino acids. Gene Ontology annotation, biological process: RNA modification.
AUGCAGGUCAUCCCAGGCAUUCCACCAGCAGCUGCUCGAGAGCGAUCGCUGGCACCGCGAUCGCUACCUCGCCAAUCUCCUGUUGACAAGGUAUGGGCGAUCAGGGCGAUCUUUGCGAUCUUCCCUGCGCACGAUGUGGUGUCCUGGAACACGCUGCUGGAGGUUCUUCCGGGCGAUAGUGCAAGGGAUUUCUUCUUGGCGAUGCCCCAGAGGGACGAGAUCUCCUGGAACACAAUGUGCUCUUCGCUUAGAGAUUUGGGCAUCUCUUUGGUCUUCUUCCAGCUCGCGCCUUGGCACAGCGCCCGGGCAGCCACCGCCUUGAUCACGCUCCUCGCCGAAAGCGGUCAGUUCGAUCGAGCGAAGCGCUGCUUCGAUUCUAUGCCGCAGCGCGACGAGAUCGCCUGGGCGAGCAUGAUCCACGCGCUAUCUCUCGCCGGAGAUCUGGAUUUUGUGACCCUGAUGUUCGCUAGAGUUCCUCAAAGAAGCUCUUUUUCUUGGAACACGAUGAUUAAGAUCCACGGCCAAUGCGGCCGGCUGGAGGACGCAGUCACGCUUUUCGAUCAAAUGCCCGAGCCAACAGCGGCCUCCUGGACGAUCUUGAUCGCGGCCCACGCGCAGCGCAAGCAGCUGGAUCGAUCCAGGUCGCUCUUCGACGCUAUGCCUUCCAAAAACAUCGCGGCGUGGACGGCUCUACUUGACGGCUGCUCGAUCGCCGGGCUUCUCGAUCAUGCGGCGGCUAUCUACGCGAAGAUGCCGCAACAUGACCAGAUUUCAAUGAGCGCGCACCUCACGGCACACGCUAGGUCGGGAUGUCUAGAUCGAGCGCGAGAAAUCCACGAAUCCAUACCCGAGCCCUGCAUUUCCGCGAUGAAUGCUCUCAUCCAGGCGCACGCCCAAGCCGGUCGGCUCCAGUGCGCGCUCUCGUUGCUCCAAUCGAUGAUCUUGGAGGGAUCCAUGCCCAACGAGCGGACCUACAUUGGGAUCCUUGUGGGCUACUGCUAUUUCGGGAAGAUUGACACUGGCCGCGACUGCUUCAUCUCAAUGAUCGCGGAUCACGGGAUCUCACCCUGCGAAGAUCACUACGCGUGUAUGAUCCAUCUCAUGGGUCGCGCCAAUCGGCAGGGAGACGCCCAGGAACUGAUCGAGAAAAUGCCCUUUCGUGCGAGCGAGAUCGAAUGGACAUCGCUGCUGGAUUGGUCGCGUAUUCAUGGAGACAUGUUUAGGGUUCUUCGCUGGGUAUAA